Messenger RNA from Closterium sp. NIES-65, 2247 nucleotides. Lineage: Eukaryota; Viridiplantae; Streptophyta; Zygnematophyceae; Desmidiales; Closteriaceae. The record is from the annotation of a GenBank genome assembly.
AUGACUGAAGCAUCGAUGAACGCGGAUCAAAGCCAGGGCUCGGGGACUGUUGUGGAAUGCAGGGAUCGCUUGGCCGUGGAGGAGCAGGGAGCGCAGCUGGAUCUAGCAACUGCUGGCGCAGGAGGCGGCGGCAAGCGCGACGAUGAGUGCGGCACGGUCCAAGGGCAGGGAGAUGAUGGGAUUGCCGACCGCAACGACUGCCCUGUGGCGCCGCGAAGCAACGAUCGUGAUCCGCCAGGCGACGAGGUGCAGCUGAGCUCGGCUCGCCAGGAGCAGGCGGACGACGUCGGCGCAGAGCGCUUCGGCGAUGAAACGCGUGGAUCGGCGCAUGUUGCGCGCCAGCACGUGCCGAGCGCACCGCCGCAUGAGCACCGCGGCGACUCCGCGCACUUAUGCUCGUGGUCGUCCACGUCGCACGAUCAGUCCGCCGACGUGACUGUUUGGCAUAUCAGCUGCUGCGCCAGCCCCUCUGAUCCUCACCACCCCGCUGCCGCUGCAUCUCCGCCACCCGCGCCAUCUUUGCCUGUUGAAUCCGCGGACCCGUUGCAGUCAAGCACCGGCGCUGAAUCCGCUCAGCGCUGCUGUUCCUGUAGCGGCCACCGCCUCGUCGCGGCGGGUCAGGCGGAGCAAGGGGACGCGGCGGAGGGGCAGAGCGCGCGGCGCAUGGCGGCGGCAGCAGGCGUGCGUUCUGGGAGCUGCGCGCACGACGGGUUCCGCGGGCACAUGGAGGACGUGCCCGUCGCCAUCGACGACCUGCACGCCUGGUGCCACUCCGCUCCCCCGCUCCUCGCUCCCCCCCCCUCCUCCUCCUCCUCCUCCUCCUCCUCCUCCUCCUCCUCCUCCUCCUCCUCCUCCUCCUCCUCCUCCUCCUCCGCCGCCGCCGCCGCCGCCGCCGCCGCCGCCGCCGCCGCUCCGCUCUCCGCGCCGACGUCCACGGUGCAACUACCUGAGCUGCCUCAGCAGGCGUCAUCACCGACUCGUUAUGCGUUCUACGGGGUGUUUGACGGCCACGAGGGGUCAGUGGAAGCGGCGGAGUUUGCAGCAGGGGCGAUAGUGCGCCAUCUGCUGGCGGAUACCGCCUUCACGGCGCACGUGCCGUGCGCGCUGCACCGCGCCUUCCUCGCCACGGACCACCAGCUCGCCUCCGCAUGGUCCGCCGGCCAUGCCGCCAAGUCCGGCACCACCGCUCUCACUGCUGUGCUUGCUGACAGGUCGUUGGUGGUGGCAAACGCAGGGGACUGCAGGGCGGUGCUGUGUCGGCGGGGCCGCAGCAUCCUGUUAUCGCGCGACCACCGUGCGUCGCACUGCCACUCGGAGCGGCAGCGGGUGGAGGCAGCAGGGGGGCACGUGGUGGACGGCUACUUGAACGGGUACCUCAUGGUCACACGUGCGCUCGGCAACUGGCAUCUUAAGGACCUCAAGUCAUCACACAUUUCAAGUGAUUCCCCUUCUCCACCACCUGCUGCCUCUGCACCAACUGCACAUGACCCCUCGCCUCCUGUGCCCUCCUCACCCACUCCAACUCCCCUCUCCACCGCCACUGAGCCCCACUCGCUCCGGACUGAAGAAAUUGCUUCUACUGUGGAUGAACGGCAAAACGGGGAGGCCUUUCCCCAGCAUGUAACACAUCCUCGGCACUACCCAUCUCCUCGAGACCACAGUCACGGCGGGGCAGUGCGCUCUCGCUUCCACGGGCACAAGCAGCACUGGAGCCACCUCUACCGCUCCCUCGGCUGGCCCUUCCACUCCCACCAUCACUCUCAGCACCACACGCACGCCUCGUCGACUCGCUGGGAGCACAAGCAGCAGCGGCACGUGUGUUCGGGGGUGAGCAAAGGGCCGCUCAUUGCAAGUCCCGACGUGUGGGAGAUCACACUGACCGACGAGGACGAGUUCCUGCUGCUCGCCAGUGAUGGGCUCUGGGACGUGUUCCGCAGUGAGAACGCAGUGGACUAUGCACGCAGGCAGCUGCGCACACACAACGACCCGCAGAAGUGCGCCGAGGAGCUGGUGGCAGAGGCGCUGAGGAGAGGCGCGUGGGACAACCUCACGGUCGUUGCUGUGUGCCUCACGGCCUCGCCGCCUCCCCCGCUGGAGGAGGGCGAGGCCCAUGUGAAGCGCGCCAUGGGGCGGCGCUCCAACAGCCGGCUGCCGUGGGCAGUGAAAGCACGCGCUGCUGCUGGUGCUGCAGGUGCUGGGCAUGGGGUUGGCAGUGGUGCUGAUGAGUCUGCUGUGUGUGCCAGUUGA